Molecule: messenger RNA, 2117 nt
Organism: Loxodonta africana (African savanna elephant)
Lineage: Eukaryota; Metazoa; Chordata; Mammalia; Proboscidea; Elephantidae
Gene: PAQR9
Product: progestin and adipoQ receptor family member 9
Exons: 1
Coding region: 1-1131 (376 amino acids)
Cellular component (GO): membrane
Molecular function (GO): signaling receptor activity
Source: RefSeq, a predicted model, not a curated record
AUGCCGCGACGCCUGCAGCCCCGGGGCGCGGGCACAAAGGGCGCGCCCGCCACGGCCGCGGCGGCUUCGCGGACCACCCCCCAGCCCCAGCGCGCCGCCGCCGAGCCGCCAGCGUCGGCCAAGCCGCUGCUGCGCUGGGACGAGGUUCCCGACGACUUCGUGGAGUGCUUCAUCCUGUCCGGCUACCGGCGGCUGCCCUGCACGGCGCAGGAGUGCCUGGCCUCGGUGCUGAAGCCGACCAACGAGACGCUCAACUUCUGGACGCACUUCAUCCCUCUGCUGCUCUUCCUGAGCAAGUUCUGCCGCCUCUUCUUCCUCAGCGGCCGCGACGUGCCCUUCCAUCACCCGUGGCUGCUGCCCCUGUGGUGCUACGCGUCGGGAGUGCUCCUGACCUUCGCCAUGAGCUGCACGGCGCACGUGUUCAGCUGCCUGUCGCUGCGCCUGCGCGCCGCCUUCUUCUACCUGGACUACGCGUCCAUCAGCUACUACGGCUUCGGCAGCACGGUGGCCUACUACUACUACCUGCUCCCCGGCCUGAGCCUGCUGGACGCCAGGGUCAUGACGCCCUACGUGCAGCAGCGCCUGGGCUGGCACGUGGACUGCUCGCGCCUCAUCGCCGCCUACCGCGCGCUGGUGCUGCCCGUGGCCUUCGUGCUGGCGGUGGCCUGCACGGUGGCUUGCUGCAAGAGCCGCACCGACUGGUGCGCCUACCCGUUCGCGCUGCGCACCUUUGUCUUCGUCAUGCCGCUCAGCAUGGCCUGCCCUAUCAUGCUCGAGAGCUGGCUCUUCGACCUGCGCGGGGAGAACCCCACGCUCUUUGUGCACUUCUACCGUCGCUACUUCUGGCUGGUCGUGGCCGCCUUCUUCAACGUGAGCAAGAUACCCGAGCGCAUCCAGCCGGGCCUCUUCGACAUCAUUGGCCACAGCCACCAGCUCUUUCACAUCUUUACCUUCCUCAGCAUCUACGACCAGGUGUAUUACGUGGAAGAGGGCCUGCGCCAGUUCCUCAAGGCGCCACCUGCCGCGCCUACCUUCUUGGGCACGGUGGGCUACAUGCUGCUGCUGGUGAUCUGCCUGGGGCUGGUCAUCAGGAAGUUCCUAAACGUCUCCGAAUUCUGCUGUAGGAAGUGAGCCUUCGCCUUGGACGAGGCAGUUGGUUCACCCACCUGUUUGUUUGGAGUUACUGUUGUUGUUGGUCUUGUUGGUUUGUUUUCAAGAUUUGUUGUGUUUCCUUCUUUGUUCGAGGAGGGUGCUGCAAAACCACAGGGGGAAAGCCCAUCUGCCACAAGGGGACUCCAGGGCGCUUGGGGCUUUGGAAGAGGGACCAAGAGGGUCAAGUAGGAGGGAGAGAGCCACUGGUUUUUGCCCCUGGAAAAAUCUCAGGUGGUGGUUUGGAGAGCCUGUGACAUCCAGUGAUUUUCAAAGGCAGCAAAUAAAAUCCCAAAUAAAACCCCAAACAGUUGGCUUUUCCCAUCGUCUUCUGUGCCAGUGGUAAUAACAAGUAGCCCUCUGAGUCAGGUAUACAGGAAAGAAGGUAAAUAGACAAAAUCCUCCGAUAGUUCCAUUUCAGUCUGAGGAAGCUUGGAUUUGUGGAAAGAAUGGAGCUUUGUAGGAGCCGGGCACAAAGACACAAACCUAGGGCUUAGCUUGCUAGAAAAUGCAUGGAAUGUGAACACAAGUCAGUUAUUUCAAACGUUUCUCAGAUGUUAUUUAAAUAGUAAUAUAUACAAUGAUUUUUCAUAAUUUAUAUGAAGCCUGUGGUAUGCACUGAAUUUUCUUUGUCACAUUGUUUUGAAUUUUGCAGCCCUUCUGCAUUGCGCGCGUACACUUGAACUGGACGACAGGGCAAAGCUGCUGGAGAGUUCUCAACUACUUUUUUUUAAAACAGUGUUUUCUGAAGGCCUCCGUGUGUUAUGCUACAACUUUGAAUUAUUCUGCCUAAGGGAUUUCUGGUUAAACUAUUGAUGAGGAGGUCGAGAGGUCUGUAUAGAUCCCAGAUUCCUGUUUAAUGUAUUCCGCAAAACCCACCCUGUUUUGUUGUUGUUUUGUUUUAAUCUUAUUCUUCCCUCCUCUACUUAUUUAAAUCGCCGCUGGAAUAAAUGUGCCUUUUGAAGCAA